Lactuca saligna is the source of this 1843-nucleotide messenger RNA. NCBI's taxonomy places the organism in Eukaryota, Viridiplantae, Streptophyta, Magnoliopsida, Asterales, Asteraceae. The record is from the annotation of a GenBank genome assembly.
AUGACAUCAUUGUCAACCAUAUUCGGUCAAGUUGUGACUGCAGGAUUAUUUGAUUCAAAGGUGAUCAAGGUUCUUCCACAAGAGAUUGAGACACUAAGAAAACCAAAAUGGGAUGAUGUGUUGGUGAGCCAAUAUUUUUCUGAUCUAAAAGAAGUCAAAAAACAGGGGCGAAAAGAGAGAAGGAACAAGGAAGCUCAGGGUGUUCUUGCAGCUUCAACUGCUGUUGCUGCAGCUUCUUCCAGGAUUUCAUCUUUCUGGAAAGAUACAAUUAAAGAAUCCGCUCACUAUGAGAAUAAGUUGAAGAUAAAAGCUCUUGGAGGGAGAUCUGCAUUGCAAGCCACAAAGUUGGCGCAUGUAAAGUGCAAUUAUGGUCACUGUCAAAGCACAUUUCAUCCUACUUGUGGCAAAAGUACUGGAUUCUUUAUGAAUGUGGAGAGGACAAAGUCCGAGACUCAAAAACAUGGAGUUGAAGAAUGGAAUUCUCUGAAUAAAGUCAGGGUUGAAUUGGAGAGAUUACGCCUCAUCUGUGAGAGAAUUAUCAGACGUGAGAAAUUGAAGCAUGAAUUGGUGAUUUGUUCACAUGACAUGCUUCGUUGGAACAGAGAGUCAGUAUGUUUAUCUUCUUCAUCUAUACCCCCCCCCCCCGGGUGGGGUUUGCACUGGUUGUGUGUCACCAGAUUGAAACCAUCAUCCAAAGAUCUGAUGACAGAGCUUGGACACCAAAUUCUUUUCUUUACAAGUGCGAAACAAAAGCUGGCAGAAUUUAUCUUUGAAUCGGGUAAUAUGUGCUGUGCAGAUUGUGGAACUCCAGAUCCAAAAUGGGUAUCUAUAAGUUUUGGAGCAUUUAUAUGCAUCAAGUGUUCACGGGCACAUAGAAGCCUUGGGGUUCAUAUAUCAAAAGUGUUAUCAGUGAAUCUAGACGAGUUGACACAUGAAGCACUCAAACAGUGUCCUUAUGCCAAGUAUCAGCCAUGCAUUUUGCAACAGCUGUAAAAAGAAAGACAAUGAACACAAACCACCUCCUAAGACUAGCAACUCAAUGAGAAAUAAUGCAAGUUGUAAGAUUCUCACCUUAAUUUCAGUGAGAUAAUUCAUGAUUUAGAUCAUCUAGCCACAGAGGUUUGUAGGAACUACAUCGAUCGUCUUCUCGGAAACCAAUUUUGGGAAAGGAUCUUGCUUCUCUUUAUCCCCUGUGGCAGAAGAUACAAAACCCAAAACCUAUAAAAAAAAUGAAGAAGAAAGUGAAACAUAAUCCUAUUGGAAUUUGGUUUAGUUUUUAUGUUGACACAUAUAUUGAAGCUGCAUACAGUCAGUUGAUCUGUUGUGAACCAAGAGUUGUUGUGGAAAGAGAAGUGCUUUUGGAAGACUUAUCACUUUGAACUAGAAACUCAUCCCUUGCACCACUUUCUGAAUGCAACAUUCCAUACUAUAAGUAGAACCCCACUAAGCGUACAUCAAUACAAGUUUGCUUACACCAUCAGUUCUCAUUGGUCGAUUGGUUAAUGCCCACCAACAUCUCCUAGCACUAAGGAUAUCAGAUUAUCUUGGAAUACACCAAGUUUUGUGAUAUUUCCAAUACCAAUGAUAAGGAAGAAUUACAAUCUGAUGUUAUGGAAGGAGUCAAUCUCUUUGGGAAGUAAUGGAGCCAAAAGAAGGUAGUAUACUCUAGGUGCAGUUUGUUAUUAUUCUAUUGGUGAUUUGAAGCAUGGAUUUGAUGCCUCCUGCAAGUGAAGUUACUUAGUUGGAAUUUGAUGUACAUAGUAGAUUAGAUGCAAAUUUAUAUAUGGUAAGAAAUAGAAUUGUAUGACAUUAAAUUUAUGCAAUGGAUUCUAUUUUUUGUAUA